Molecule: messenger RNA, 2604 nt
Organism: Aspergillus terreus NIH2624
Lineage: Eukaryota; Fungi; Ascomycota; Eurotiomycetes; Eurotiales; Aspergillaceae
Product: HET domain-containing protein
Exons: 2
Coding region: 1-2604 (867 amino acids)
Source: RefSeq, a predicted model, not a curated record
AUGGUCUAUCAGAACCUCCCCCUCGGCCUGGACCAGAUCCGCCUGAUUACACUCGAACCUACAGCAUCAGUCCAAGGUGAUGAUGACCCCAUCCGCUGUCGACUUGAAGUGAUAGACCUACCCACCCGACAGGCAGUCCGCCCGGAUAAUCUGCCAGCAAAUUACAUUGACUGCGAGCGCUGGGUAACGAGCCCGCCGCAGGAACGGGCUAGGGACGAUAUGAUACAGUACUUCCAAGAAUCUCUAGAGCAGAAUGAAACUGACACGAUGCGGCUUGCGCGAGACGUAGCCAACGGCAUUCGUCGCAUCAUUGGUCAACCAAGUCUCACGAAGGACGACAUCAUUAUUCCAAUUCUUUCGCUUAGGAGCCUGCUAGAUAUGGAUGAUAUAAUCAGCGGCAUAGAGAAUCAGGAGCUCCAUCAUAGCUUCGAGAUGCGGUGGCCGAUAGAUGACGACGAUGAGCUCUUGCCUGCUGAGGAAGGAUACACAGCUCGGGCGCAAUUGGAGGAGAUUCCUCGAUAUUAUCACCCUCAAGCCGAAGAGGCAGAUUCGUUGCCAUGCACCAUCGACCCAAAUAACUAUAUGGCCAUGUCCUACGCCUGGGGCGACAGUAACGGACCAAAAAGUACAGUUUACGUGAACGGUCAUCCCGUCACGGUGGGGCACAACCUUGAGGCGGGCCUACGUCGAUUUCGUGCAAUGGAGUACUUUCAAAAAGGUGGGAAGCUAUGGGUUGACUCGCUCUGUAUCAACCAAGAUGACCCAGUUGAGAAGGCAGCACAGGUUCAACAUAUGGGAAGGAUAUACAACCAGGCCGGAAACAUCAUUGUGUGGCUCGGGGAGAGCGACGAUACAAGUGAUCUGGCCAUCUCCGUCCUCGAGAAUCUUAGCAAAAUGCAACGAGCGGAGUAUAUCGAGAUAUUCGACAAUGCUGACCCCGUCCUCGCGACAGCCUGGAGGGAGAUUGCACAACUACGUUCGAAGAGUGCACUUCGACGGUUUAUCCGCAAGAUGGCGCGGCAUGGGCAGAUUUAUGUUUCUGAACUGCUCGAAGGUGAAUCAGUAUCCAGGUUUCUCAAUCGCCUUUAUUGGCGACGGCUCUGGGUCAUACAGGAGUUGGCUAAUGGCAGGGCUGGAAUGCCCCUGGUCUGCGGAUCGCGUGUAACCCAGUGGCGGUACAUCCGCGAUGCUGUGAUUGCUUAUACGGAACUCCUCACUUCCUGUCAAACGGGGACUUCUCGGGGUUCCCUGAAUGAUCAUAUCGCCUUUCAUAUUGCAACAAUUGCGAAGCUCGAAAUCCGGUCUCACCGCAGGACUCUACCAGAGAUCGACCAGAGAAUCACCUUACCCUUCCGUUCAGCCCCAGAGCCAGACCAAGCUCUCCAGAUAGGAUCGGGUCUUCGAGAGGCACUGAUCCUGGCGUCUAAUGCGGAGGCUCAGGAACCAAGAGACAGGGUGUAUGGCAUGCUACAUAUUCCAUCCCUUCCAGAUCUUGGCAUCGAGGUCGACUAUUCCAAGUCGCUGGUUCGGAUUUACAAAGAGUUUGCCGAGGCGUGUAUUCGCAAAGGCUCACCGCGCGAUGUCCUCUUUCUUCUCGACGGACGAGGACUGUCUCCAGGAGCGGCUGAUGUCACUGUCGACGAUGCCCUGCUUCUUCCCUCUUGGGUUCCUGACUUUGGAGCCAGCCUGACAUCUCGGCCCGGCAUGAUAGAGGGCGACUGGUAUGCGAGCAGAAACUCUGCGUCGUUUCAGCGUAUCACAGAUGUGACAUUUGGCUUUUGCCCACCGGACCUUACCGAUGACCAACUCCACAUGCAUGGGUUUGUAGCUGAUAUGGUAGUUGGUGUUGGUGCAUUGAAUCCUCUUGAUUCGGAUCUCGAUUCUACACCCUGGCCGACUGGCUUCCGAAAAGGGAUCGUGCAGCCAGGACCUGUGGAGAUGGAUAAAAACCUGGCUGAUGUUCUCCAUUCGAUGACCAAUGGCUACGAUGCCUCUGGUGCAUGUCAGCCAGGUGAGACGUCCAUGGCAUCGCGAACUUUGAGUGUUGAUUGGGUCUUGGUUGCUGGUUCGAUGGUUGGUGGUUCCAAAGCAGGACUACGUCACACAAGUCUCCUGAACUCGUUUCCUGCCCGGGAACCAGCCUCCAAUAGCCGUGACUACCGUAACUGGCAUUUCAUCCACAGCAAUGCAGAGUUCCUGAUUCAGGGGAAACCAUUAAAGUCAUACGUCUCGUUUCGCGAUGUUCCUCCCGACAGUGACAGCGACGACAGUGAUGACUCGUCCAAGGCACCUUCAGAUACCGCAUUCUCGGCCGCACGACAGGCUAUGACAUUUCGGACUCGUAAUCGCCGCCUGAUUUCAACGGCUUCGGGGCUUCUCGGACUCGCGCCCGCCGCGGCCCAGCCGGGUGACUGCAUACUCAUUAUCAUGAACCAUGGCGUUCCGAUUGUCGCACGGCCGGCCGAGAUCCGAACUCGUCGCGACAGGCCUGUUGUUGCGUGGCGGAUCAUCGGAGAAUGCUUUGUCGACGGAAUGAUGGAGGGAGAAAUGCUUCAUAAGCACAUCGAUGGAUCACGGCUACCGGAUUACCUUGUUUUCAUUUGA